Messenger RNA from Quercus lobata, 1078 nucleotides. RefSeq names its product probable transmembrane ascorbate ferrireductase 3. The transcript is spliced from 4 exons. Gene Ontology annotation, molecular function: oxidoreductase activity. The record is from RefSeq and is a predicted model, not a curated record. NCBI's taxonomy places the organism in Eukaryota, Viridiplantae, Streptophyta, Magnoliopsida, Fagales, Fagaceae. Bases 185 to 856 code for a protein of 223 amino acids.
CCCAACAAGUAAUCCCAAGAACAAUGUAUUUACCAUUUACUCUUUAAGCUUUAGGGAAGAGAUUUCUAUAAGAACUCACUCAACAAAUACUGAAAGAACCAUAGGCAUUCAAAUUUAAACACAAUUUCUUUUUUAAGAAACAAAAAUCUUCUUUAGCUUGACACCCAUCUAGCUCCCUCCUACCAUGGACAGAAGAUCAGAAUACUAUAGCGCAGCCUCUCGUUUAACUUAUGUGGCACACUUUUUUGGCCUUACGGCUUUAAUUCUCAUUCUUAUUUGGUUGCUGCAUUAUCGGGGGGGCCUGAAUUAUGAAUCUAACAAUCCAGACCUAGUAUUCAAUGUUCACCCAUUUCUUAUGUUCUUUAGUUUGAUUUUUCUUGGUGGUGAAGCAAUGAUGGCAUACAAAACAGUACGUGCAACUCAUCCAGUUAAGAAAUCAGUUCACAUGCUAGUUCACCUGCUUGCUAUAGUUCUUGCCAUUGUUGGGAUAUGCGCUGCUUUCAAGUACCAUGACAUGAUAUACAAGGAAGAUGUGUAUAGCUUGCAUUCAUGGAUUGGCAUAACAACUAUCUGCAUGUAUUGUUUGCAGUGGGUGUUUGGUUUCUUUACAUUCAUGUUUCCAAGAGCUUCAGUUCCAACAAGAAAUAAAUUUGUGCCAUGGCAUUUGUGUGGGGGAAGGGCACUCUUAUACAUGGCAAUAUGCGCAGCUCUCACAGGGCUGUUGGAGAAGUCUACUUUCCUGCAGCUCUCACCGCAUCAACAUGAAUCGCGUUUGCUCAACUUUACUGGACUGGCCAUUCUUUUAUUUGGCAUCUUUGUUGAUCUCUCGGUUGCUCUUGGUUAUUAUACUCUUUAAACCGCAUAUUAGCGUGAUUUCUAUGUUUUCUUUCUUUCAAUCAUCUCAAGUUAAUUUGAUUGCUGUCAUAAUACCUAUAUUAUUAUAAGUUUUGUAAUUAAGUUGUCCCACGAGGACCGGUGUGUGUUGAUUGUUUGAAUGGCUUGCCAUUUACCCCUAUUAAAUAUUUUUGGAUUCACAAAAAUUCUCAUGGCUUAAUGAUUCAACUCUGUUUCACUUGAA